GCCUUGGUAGUCUGGCUCACUUCUCCGAGGACUCUGGCGAGUCGUCUAAUCAGGAAGACGACUACGAGAGCGAGGGUGACCAGAGUGACAAUAACGACGCAGAUGACAUGAACUACAUUGACGAACAGCUGGAGCGAUGUAAUACAUCAGGUACCCAUGGCCAGCGGACACUCCAGGCUCCUCAGACCAUGCAGUGGGCCAUCAGACAAAGGGAGGCAACCACAGCCCGACCUCCCCCGGCCACUGGUACUACUACAAAUACAGGAGGCAGUGGAGGUCUUAUCUAUAUUGACCCAUCAACACUUCGAAGGACGACUACCGUCACUACGACAACCCCAGCAGUGCAAGAUACAGCUGUCACCAUGACAACCACGGCCAGCCAAUUGGCACGUGCAUUUGGGAUCGUGGUGCGACAGAUUGCAGACUUGUUGACAAUGUUGCAAGACUAUCACGCGUUGGCACCCAGUCUGCCACGUGUACUUGAUAUCACUGAUCAGGACUCUAUAGACCUCCAG
Mizuhopecten yessoensis (Yesso scallop) is the source of this 515-nucleotide messenger RNA. RefSeq names its product E3 ubiquitin-protein ligase UBR5-like. Gene Ontology annotation, cellular component: nucleus. The annotation marks the transcript as partial. NCBI's taxonomy places the organism in Eukaryota, Metazoa, Mollusca, Bivalvia, Pectinida, Pectinidae. Gene Ontology annotation, biological process: protein polyubiquitination; regulation of double-strand break repair; DNA damage response. The transcript has 3 exons. The record is from RefSeq and is a predicted model, not a curated record.